Molecule: messenger RNA, 10366 nt
Organism: Dromaius novaehollandiae (emu)
Lineage: Eukaryota; Metazoa; Chordata; Aves; Casuariiformes; Dromaiidae
Gene: DGKQ
Product: diacylglycerol kinase theta
Exons: 23
Coding region: 100-2862 (920 amino acids)
Molecular function (GO): ATP-dependent diacylglycerol kinase activity
Source: RefSeq, a predicted model, not a curated record
CGCCUCCCUCCCGCCCCUCGCCGCCGCCGCGGCCGCCGCCGCUGCCGCCGCCUGCGCGGGCGGAAGCGAGCGGCGGCGGCGGCGCCGCGAGGAGCCGGCAUGGCGGACGGGGCGCGCUCGCUGCGCGGCGCCGGCACCGGCACCGGCAGCCCGGCCUCCAGCCCGCUGCUGGGCGGGCGGAGCCGCGCGGCGCCGCCGCCGCCGGUGCCGGUGCCGCCGGGGCACGGCUUCCGCAGGGUGACCCUCACCAAGCCCACCUUCUGCCACGGCUGCACCGACUUCAUCUGGGGGCUGGCGGGAUACCAGUGCGACGUUUGCAACUUCAUGUCUCAUGAAAAGUGCCUCAAGAAUGUGAAGAUACCAUGCUCAUGUAUUGCUCCAAGCCUUGUAAGGGUUCCAGUUGCACACUGUUUUGGGCCUCCAGGACAUUAUAAAAGAAAGUUUUGCACUGUGUGCAGGAAGUCGCUAGAUUCACCUGCCUUUCGAUGUGAAGUUUGUGAGCUACAUGUGCAUACCGAUUGUAUCCUGUUUGCUUGUAGUGACUGCCGGCAGUGUCACCAGGAUGGCCACCAGGACCAUGAUACUUACCACCACCACUGGAGGGAGGGAAAUCUCUCUUCAAGUGCUCGUUGCGAAGUUUGCAAAAAAACCUGUGGCUCCUCUGAGGUGCUGUCUGGCAUGAGAUGUGAAUGGUGUGGCAUUCUGGCUCAUGCUGCUUGCUACAUAAUUGUCACACCAGAAUGUACUUUUGGAAGAUUAAGGAAUAUGAUUCUUCCUCCAAGCUGUGUGCGAUUAUAUUCUCGCAACUUCAGCAAACUGCAUUGUUUUCGAAUAUCAGAGAACUUGCAAACAGAACCAGAUGAAGACGAUGAUGUUGAUGGAUCAACACAGGGAUCAGCAAAGGAUGUCCAAAUUUCAACAGAUUCAAGUAAACAAACAUUAAAGAUAUUUGAUGGGAACGACGCAGUGAAACGCAAUCAAUUUCGACUGAUUUCAGUUCCAAGGAUUGCAAAAAAUGAAGAAGUUGUGGAAGCUGCUUUGAGGGCAUACUACAUAAAUGAUGAUCAGCAAGAGUAUGAGCUCCAGACCUUUACCCAGCAGGCCCUGUUAUCUGAUGACGUUAUCAACAGGAACGAUGCUUUGGAAGACAGCAACACUGGUUCAGUCUUCCGAGAAUCCGUUCCUGAUGCGUGGGUCAUCAGAGCCAAGCCGAAAGAUGAAGAAGUGAUCAGAAUUUAUCCUGCUUGGCUAAAGGUGGGAAUGGCUUAUAUUUCUCUACGAGUAAAUAAGGACAGCACUACGCAGACUGUGAUCAAAGAAGUGCUUCCAUUGCUUGGAAGGCAGAUGGAGUCUAUUCAGAAUUUCAAGUUAGUAGAAGUACUUAUGGGCAGUAAGCAAGUUCAGCGGAUGGUGUUGGACAGUCAGGAACUGAUCCUUAAUAGACUUAAGGACAUACGAAAGACUUCAAUACGUCAGAUGAAUCAAACAAGGUUUUACAUUGUGGAAAACAGUAAAUCCAUUGUUCGAGUAAAUUUAUUUGUUGGUGGACUUCCCCCUCAGCUUUCUCCUGAAGAAUACACUAAUAUUCUCAAGGAUGAAUUAGCUAUCAAAACAAAUGUAGUAUCGCUGAGUCAUGUUUAUCAAGCACAAGGUGCUGUUGUACUCGAAAUUUCAUGUUUUUCUGAAGCCGAGAGAAUAUAUAUGCUAGUUAAAGAUACAACUGUCAAUGACAAGCCUCUGAAUGGUGUGGUGAUUCCUGAAGUUAUGUCUUCCAAGAUACCACAGAACUGCUGCCCACUUCUUGUAUUUGUGAAUCCAAAAAGUGGGGGUCUAAAAGGUCGGGAUCUGCUGUACAGUUUCAGAAAGCUGCUAAAUCCUCAUCAGGUCUUUGAACUUACUAAUGGUGGCCCGCUGCCUGGGUUUCACACAUUCUCUAAAAUCCCCUCUUUCCGAGUGCUGGUGUGUGGAGGGGACGGCACUGUUGGUUGGGUCCUUGGUGCUCUUGAGGAGAUCAGGCACAAGCUGGUGUGUUCAGAGCCCUCUGUUGCCAUCUUACCUUUAGGAACAGGUAACGACUUGGGGAGGGUGUUGCGCUGGGGAGCUGGCUACAGUGGGGAGGACCCCUACUCUAUUUUGAUUUCCGUGGAUGAGGCAGAUGAUGUACUUAUGGAUCGCUGGACUAUCCUUCUGGAUGCCGAAGAGCCUGCUGAAGGUGCGGAGAAUGGCGUGGCAGAACCUGAGCCUCCAAAGAUUGUGCAAAUGAACAAUUACUGCGGUCUUGGCAUCGAUGCAGAGUUGAGCUUGGACUUUCAUCAUGCUAGAGAAGAAGAACCAGGGAAAUUUAAUAGCAGGUUUCACAACAAAGGAGUUUAUGUGAAAGUUGGGCUGCAGAAGAUAAGUCAUACCAGAAAUCUUCACAAAGACAUAAAGCUUCAGGUGGACCAGCACGAGGUGGAGUUGCCAAGUAUAGAAGGACUCAUUUUUAUUAAUAUCCCCAGCUGGGGAUCCGGAGCUGAUCUCUGGGGGUCGGACAGCGACAAUCGUUUUGAGAAACCGCGGAUCGACGAUGGCUUGCUCGAAGUGGUUGGUGUGACUGGCGUUGUUCACAUGGGUCAAGUCCAAGGUGGUCUUCGAUCAGGAAUCCGCAUAGCCCAGGGCUCAUACUUUCGUGUAACGCUCCUAAAGCCAAUUCCAGUUCAAGUUGAUGGAGAGCCCUGGAUCCAGGCCCCAGGCCAAAUUAUUAUUUCUGCUGCAGGACCAAAGGUCCAUAUGUUGAAAAAGUCCAAGCAGAAACAGAAGAAAACUGGAAGCCUGAGAGAGAUGAGAACGGAUAGCAUGUCAGUCACCGAAGGAGGACGCUAAACGGAGAUCUGUGGUCAGCAUUGGUGCAGCACAUCUACUGUAGAUAUCGCAAUGGUUCAGUGAAACUGAGUGCAGACAACUAGUGAAGAAGGGUUGCGUACGAGCGUGCCUUUCAUUACAUAAUGUAAUACUGGGUUCUGCUUGGCUAUUCAAAGACAGUGCCUCAUUGUUGCAUAUACUUACUAUGUACCACUUGUCCCAUCGAAAAUGUUUACUUUGGGUUGCUUUUCCAUAAACCAUUCCCCAGUUUUUAGUUUAUGGAAACUGAGGCCAAACACAGACUCCAAGAUGUUGAGAUUUCCACAUCUACUUUUACAAAAACUCUUCCCCUCUUCCCUAGGUUUUUCUUCAAGAAAGCCAUUCCAUAGAUACAUCUUGGUGUAUCAUUCCAUAAAUGAAAAUGCGUUGCUUUAAAUUAACAUCCAUAGUAGCCUCCAAACUAAAAAAAGGCAAAGAGAUGAGCUGCUUAGGCCUCCUCAGAUCAGUCCAAGUAACACAGCUGAAGCAGUGCUACCAUAGAAGAGAAAAAUAUAAAACAUAAGAGAAAUGAUUUCUAUAAAAGGAGCCCUAUGCACUGGGGAGAGAGAAUGUACUGGAACAGUUGAGUCAAAAUAUUUAAGAGAGUUUGGUUUCAACAGUAUUUGGACAAUAUGAAUGAAGGGAGAACAGCUUUUAGAGCAAGUUAUCAACUACAGUUUAGCUUCUCCCACACUGAGUCAAAUCUUGUUUUUAAAGCCAUUUGAAUUUCACUAGUUACCACUCUGAAGUGAAAAUGAACAAGAAUACCUGAGGCAGUAUUACAUUAUACUGAUUAUUUCUAUCAUUGAGAAAUUACCUUUGACACCAGACUUCUCUCCUUGUCUUUACUUGUGUUAUUUCAUGUUUAUUUACUUGUCAUAUGUUGGACUGUUACUUAAAAGCAAGCUUCAAAGACUAAAAGAACCAUCACUAAUUAGGGUAAAAGAAGUACUAUUUAGUGUUCACUAAAGUAAAUUAGGACAGUCAUAGGUUAAAGCUGAGCUAAAAUAGAGUGCUGUAGGCUUCAGAUGACUGGGAAUGUGAUAGCUAUUGUGAAAACUCACUUUAUCUAGUCAGCCUUCACAGGUCCUUUGCAGCUGCUGUUCUUGCCAGCAGUUGUGGGGCCAGCGAUUCAGUGACUGUCUCUUCCACCUGGAUGAACAUUUGCUUUUAAGAGGUUGUCGCUCUUUCAGCUCCUGUGAGAUAAGACUACCUCUCCAUGCUUACCUGCCUGCUGAAGAUAUGGGGAUUCAGCACUUUCUUCAUAGCUUUCUGCUAAAGACUGGGGAUAGAGCAGACCUGUUGGUCCUGUAGAACACUACAUGUAUCUGCUGUCCGCGGCCAUGGUUGUGGUGGUCCUUAUUCGCUUCUCUGCUGGUCUCAUCUCACCAUGGUUAUUGAGUGACUGGACCCUUCACUGCAGAUCAACAUGAUAAACUAGGUUGCGCUCAGCCUGGUCAGUUACAGUGCGAGGAGUGUAUAUGCUUUUCCUGCUUGUGUGCAUCUGCUGCCUGGAACUGCUUAUGCUGUGCUGGCAUAUGCAUGGGUAAUAACCAAGCACAACUAUGGAUGGCAUGAAUUCAUCACUCAGAUGGCAGCUUUGGAAGCCUCCUUCUUGCCAGUGCAUCUAGAAACACAUCUCCAGCUGUUUCAGAGAACUUCAGUAAGACAUCGAAGUGUGCAAACACCAUGGUUUUGUGUUGAAACUAGCUAUGUGCUGAGGCAGCCCUUGCUGGGUCUUGUUGAUCAGUGUGCACUCAGAGCACGGUGCCAACUUCAGCAGCAUCUGAUCUUUACCUGUGCUUUACAUUUUCCAGUCACGGUACAGAUCAGGGUGUGAAUGUGGGUGCUUUAAAACAGUCAUCUAUAGCAAUAGACAGAGCUAAAUAACUAAAGCUGUAGAGACAAGCAGAACAGCCGUGCAGAGAUGCAUGAGCUGCCUGCAGUUUCUCCUUGCUGUCCAGGGAUUCUUGUUAUUAACAAGGCCUUACUGUUCUGAUAGAGGUGCAAUUGGAGGACCAAUUCCUUUGUUUUCACUGAAGCUUCCUAAUAAUUAUUUAAAUCAUUAAUUUAAUUGUUAUGGGUGAUCUUCAUGUACUACCACAUGGACUACAACUUAUUGCACAUGUAAACUAGACUCAUGCUAUGAAGGUGACUGUGUUGAUGGCACAGAGCUAAAAUACUCAUCUCUAUUGUUAAACAUGGGGGAUUGUCUCUACUGCAGAGCCUGGGCAGGAAGGGACCGACUGGAGCUCCUCUGGCAUCCUGGUACGGGCAUUACAAGUAGGAAGGGGCAAGUGUUGUAUUUCAGGGUAUGCCUUCUCAGGAUGAAGCUCACAACUUAGAGAGGAGAUCUUAAGUAGAUUGCUGCUUAUAAUCCAGAAGCCAAAGAAACUGCUUUGUGUCCUUGGGGUAGCUGAAAGACUGCAUGGUCUUCUUUCCGAUUGCAGCUCCUGUGAUGAAGAGGAAAACUGUUGACUUUUGUUUACAGAAAACAUACUGACCAUCUUCUGCAGCCCAAGUAAACAAACCCAUCUGACUAGUUUUCCAGGCACAUUGCAACAUGUAACUGUCAGUGUUUUAUGUUCUUGGCUCACUAAGGGCCAGCCUGUCUUUCCCUGUCACUCACUGUCUUGUAUUACCUGAAAUCAAAUGAAACUCUUGGGUCAGAGGGCCGUUUACUGUGGCACAUCCUCCCACUGGGAUUUUCCAUUCCUAGGGCAUUGUACAAGCCUGUCGUAGGGUAGCGUUGCAGUAGCAAACUAGCUCUUGACCUUUCACUAGCAGAAGUAUGAACGUGUUCUCCUCAUAGCACCCAGAGAGGAUGCUAGUAAAGGGAAGGGAAAAGGGGGAAGGGUUUUUUUUUCUUUUUCUCUUUUUUUUUUCUUUUUACAGAAAGUGGCUCCCAUAUGUUAUUUGAGCAGAUGAUUGCCACAUUGGAAUGAAAGUUUAUUUUGAGUAAAACACACCUGGCAUAUAGUGUCUCCCUUAGAUGAUUCUUGGUGUGUUGUGAAGGCAGAACGGUUCUCUGGGCAGUUGAGAUAGGAGAGCUCUUGUAAAAGUUUUUAACAGAAGACACUCUCUUGAAACGUGUUAAGAUCUUCCAAUUUCAGGUACUGUAAAAGACCAGUACACCAAGGGAAUUGUACCUUUUCUGUGUAUGUUUUCAUUACAUUAUGCAUCUAAGAGGGCCUAAGAAAUUCUUCCAUAAUAAUGUAAGACUUCUUAAAGAGAGGUGAUGACUCCUUGUAUUUAACAUUAAACAUCUUGAGUUAGCAUUUACACUGGACAAUGUAACAGUAGCAAAAGUAUUGGGGAUGAGGCUCAGCUUUGUCGAGACAGGUGUUAAGCAACGCCAGGGAUGUAGAAUUGGAGACCAUAAUCCAUAGAUAGGGAGGAAAUGCAGGCGCGUGGCUGUCCAGAGCGUACUCCUUGACCCUCUCUCCACAGCCUUGCCUUUUUACCUCACCUGCAGACCACAGCAGACACACUUCGUACAACUAACGUCUCUCCUGCUCAGAUACUAGCUCUUGACCUUUCACUAGUGUCCUUCUAGGCUUUGCCAGCAUAGGAGAGUGAGGAGUCCUGGAAGUCCUGGUGCAUAUCCCAUUAUCACAAAUGAGAAAGGACAUGGUGAGUUGCUAAAAUCUGUUUUGAUGAAUAAAUGCAUCAUCUCUGUCCUGAAUUAGGACAACCUAACUUCAGAAGAUCAUCCUGGGGAUACAAAUACUACAUCAUUAAAAAUGUUUUUUUCCCUCAGCUUCAUUCAUUCUGUUUAAACUGCUGAUGCUCUUAUUGCAUUGAUUUUUAAAUGAAACUGUAUGGAGUUAUUUUGCCAAAAACAUUUUGUUUGUUUAUAUAUAUAUGUGUGUGUGUGUGUAUAUAUAUAUAUGCACAUACUCUUUAAAAAAUAGGCUUUAUCAUAUUUCUUUUUACAGUGCAUAUUUGUUUAGGUUUUGCUGUGCAGCAGUUUUCUGACAGCAGUCACCUCUGGGUCUCUCUUUCACCACUUUUAGACAGGAUGCUGAGAGCUUGCUUUCUUGCUGGUCCCAUUUAAGUUCCUAGCACAUAGUUCUAAUGGAUAUAUACUUUCCAGCAAGACAGGAUGAUAAUAAAGUCAAAGCACAACUCUUUCAAAUGCAGUAUCUGCAUGUGUACACUUUGAGCUCAUAUUGCUCUUUGGGGAUUUAAAUCAAAUCUUGGUGUGUUUAAAGUCAAUAGUAGCAUUUACUGUAACGCUUUAGAAGUUAGAAGAAGCUGUAGCAUAGUUCAUUGCAAGAUGUAAAUAGGGAACAAAACCUAAAUGAACUAUUAUAGACAAUUGCUCAUUAAUCUUUGCAGUUACCCUCUUCAGAGUAUUGUAUAGAUUGCAUUUCUUUAAAGAGCAAAUAAUGUGCUUGUUUUGAAUAUUAACUCCUUGGAAGUGAUAAGCAUUUACGCAUGCGUGUUCCCUUGCAGUGCAGUCUGUUGGCAUAUGAAUGAGUCAUUACUAAAAAGAAGCCUCAUUUGGUUUGAGGAGGAGGUAAGAUGAACUCUUGCGGCACUUCAGAAGGCUUAAAGUGUUGCGGACAGAAGAGAUGUAGCUGGAUGGGUAUUUCAGAGGGUGCUGUGGCUGUACCCACCUGUGCCCAUGUGCCGCACGGCUGCCUGCUCGGGCUGCAGCUCUGAGGCUGAGGUCUGGUGCGGACCUUGCCUUGGCCUGUGCCGUGCCUCCUCCUUGCAGCCUCCGCAGGCUCUGUGCUCUCCUCCCCGGCCAGGCUGCCUUCCUGCCCUUCAGGCUCAGCCUUUGCACUGAAAUGAGAACGACGGCAUGAAAAGUGGCAGGAGGUGGUGGUGGGUGAUGGAGCUGCUGGUCUAAAACAUCAGGGCAGCUAUUGGGCUUAAACCACCCAUUAAUUUCUACUCCCACCUCAGCCAUAACAGCUGUGCAGCUUGGGUUCAUGCUGGCAGCCUCGGCUCAGUUUCAGGCUUUGGCCUUACACUGUGCCUGGAUCACUUCACAUACUUUUUGCACUUAACAGUAAAUGCAGGUUAGAUAUGCUUAGGUUGUGGCAAAAUUGCAAUGUUUGUACUUUUUUAAAUAAGGGGAUAAUUCUGUCUACAGAUUGAAGAUGCACUUUCAGGUUAUGAUGAAAAAAAGUCUGUAGAAAGCAACUGUUUAAACCUUCAGGAGUUGCACAGACUGCAGUGUCCCUUCAUCCCCAUCUCUAAUACUGUGUUCUCAUCGAAAGCCCUGUUUGGGAACGAGAAGAGAUGGUAUCUUCCCCACACUGCAAUAUGUAUUUAUUUCUGACUGACUGAAAGUUCAUAUAUUUUUAAAAGUUACAAAUUGGCUGCUAUUUGAAGAAUUAGGAUUAUUAUACUGAUUUUAUAAUACAUAAAAGUAAUGUUAAAGUUUAUUUAUAAUGUCGACAUUUACUGAUUUCACACUUGGUUUGUAUGAGAGGUCCAGCUCAAAAGCAUUUGUUCCUUUUGCUAUUUAAUGUAUUUUUUUGGACUAAGUGUAGCCAUUGUAUGUAUGGAAUGCAGUGAAUUGAAUGCAACUUACUAAAACUAUUUCUAAAUGUACAGUUAGACCAGCAGUUUCGAUGUUUACAGGUCAGUGACUAUUGAUUGUAAACCCAUACAUGUCAGUUGAAACAGUGCACUCUUGUGUUUUGGAAGCAUUGUUUCUGCUUCCUGUGACAAUUAAUGAAACAGUUGCCUUCUGGUUUAGACUCCUAACUGUGCCCCUUUGGAGAAAUUUAGAUGUUGAUUAUGACCUUUCUGCCAUGGAUUUAAAGAAUAGAAUUUGUACUAAUACAAGUGUUGUAUUGAACAUGUUUUCCUAAAGAUUGACUUUAUUUUUUGUGAAGAUAAUUUAUGAGAAUGUUUUUUAAGCAGUUUGCUGUUGUUGAAAAAGUUGGUCUGAAGUGUUGAAAUAAAUGUGCGUAGAUAUUAAAGAUGUAUUCCAAAGCAAAGUAUUUUUUUAAUAGGGUGCUGUUAUUGGUGUAGUUAUUCCCCUGAUUGCUCCCAGUGAUACAUCCUUUUAACAUGUUGGUGAAGUGUGGUAGUUAGGAGAAGACUUCCUUUCAGGAGCUGCAUCUUCACUUCUGCGUAUCCCGCAUUGCACUUCUGGUAGCAACUCCAGAUGAAAAUGGGUGUAGACAGCUGAGUUUUUCUCCACGGAGAGUAUUGCAGGUUAAAGAACAGAGAGCCCACCCACUUGCUUGGCUGCAUGAGUGUCCCAAGUCUGGUGGUGACUGUCUGGGUCUUACAGUUCUCUCUCUGUCCACAUGGAUACGUGCCACACAGCCAUCCUUUUGCUUUCCGAAGGCGAUGAGGCACAAGUCAGGCAUGUGUCUGUGCACAGCAGAUACAGCUCGCCCAACCGUGGCUUCCCUCCCUUCAUGCUGCUGACAUUGCCAAAUGGGGUAGCAAGAGGUGCUUGAAGAAUUACUGAGUAUUUAUUGUGCAAUCUUAGGAGCUUAUAAAACCCACACUGCUCUUGUAAAACAAAGCCAAUCCUUGGGAUUUGUUUCUUAGCAAUAGCCAUAUCGCUCCAGCUUUUUGGACACACCAAAAGCAAGUUAUCCUGGGGAUAGUUUAAAUAGCAAUGGUGUAGACGCUAGCAAGCAACACCUUGAAGAAGCUGCAGGUUCUGAUUCAUAGGAGGGAGCAUCUCUGCUUUGAAUGCAGAGCAUCAGAAUUUUUCAUCUGCUAGAGCUCAGUGUCCCUCCUACUUGUGAACCACCCACAGCAUGUUAACUCUUCUCAAACUAUGGCUUAACUAGUGCUUAAAUAGCUAUGUUUAAUGUUUUUCACCUCUCAUUAUUUAAAGCAGCCAACCUUUAGCAUUAGUUGUUUUUGAUUAAUGCUGUUUUAAUUUCAGGAUAUUCUUAAGAUGUCUUACAGCUUUUCUUGUGAAUGUUCUAAUAUAUUGAUAAUAAAUCAGCUUGGCGCAACAAGCAAAGCUAAGGCAACCACCAAACAGUUUAGUUGUUGUCUAGUGCUUAUUCUUUGUGCAUCUGCCUAAUAAUUCCCCCCCAAAAGUAUAAGCAUUGAAGUGGUUAAAAACUAUUUCCACAUUGUGUGCCUCAUACUAAUAAAGGCAUAUCACACAUUUACUUGUGGAUUGGUCUCAAAAACAGGGUUUUAAUGGUGUAACUUGUUUCUCAAUGUCUGCCUUGCAAAUCACUAUGCUGUGGUAACUUGUCUACAAAUAACAUACCUAAUGUACUAACUGGUUAAAAAAAAUAAGAAAAAAAGAAAAAAAGAAAAAAGUAAUUUAUAAAAGAUGGACUUGUCUCUGAUAUUUAAACAUCUGUUUGUCCUUGGAUUAUGUUCUUAGAAUAAUUCUGUAUAUAUUUUGCAAUGUGUUUGUGUUUAAUUUGACUGUACAUUUUGCACUGAUUUGAAAGUCUGUAUCCAAUUAUAAUUUGCAAAUUACCAGAGAUCUAUAACUAGAAUUUAUGUCUGUGAAAAAUACAGCAUCUGUUCUACCCUG